AUGUCGCUCAACACGUCGCACACCCCCGAUGGACAGGGAAUUCUCAUUUACAACGGAGAAAUGUGCGUUUUGUGGUAUCAUUGGGUUGAAAAAUCGUGAUUUUUGUUCAGGAUUCUUCUCUACACGACAAAUGUGAAACUGAACUUCGAAAAGUACGGAAUUCCAGCUUUCAAAUCGACGAAGUCUGGAUCGCUCUACCUGACCUCCCACAGAGUAAGCACGCCUUCAGCUAGCUCCAUUUCCAAGGACAAUUUCAGAUUAUCUUCAUGAAUGAGAGCAAAAAAGACGAGUUCAAGUCUUUCGCGAUGCCCUUCCACUCGGUGAGAGAUGUGAAACUCGAACAGCCGCUUCUCACUCCAAAUUACCUCAAGGUCGGUUGUUGCGCCAUCAGAUGUGUGGCGUGGUGAAUGAAUUUGGUUAUUUUCAGGGUUGGGUCACUCCGAUGCCGGGAGGCAACUUCGACGGAUGUCCGGAAUGGAGACUUUCCUUCCCGAAGGGAGGAUGCAUCGAGUUUGGAGAAGCUCUCCUGCGCGCUGCCGACAUGGGUCAGAUGUCGGAGUUAUCACAAAACUUACUAUCGAUUGAUUUUCAGCUUCUCGUUCGCGUCCGUUUGCUGCCCCGCCAGCAUAUGCUACUGGAAACAUGCAACAACAGUCGACCACUACUUACUACGCGGCUCCACCAACCUAUUACUUGGUCCAGGGCCAAUACCAAGGAUUCCAAGCCCCAACUAACGUGUUCCCGGAGCGCCCGCCAGGUACUCGACAUUUGAAGACAGAUGGAAUUUACUAUUUACAUUAUUUCAGCUCAAAACGUGUACGUCUAUGACAUGCCGCCGCCGUAUCCGGGAAUCGGACAGACUACUCCAUACCCAGCGGGACAAUUUCAGCCAGUGGGAACCGUUCAAUAUCAGAAUGUGCAAGCGUACCCGGUUCAACAGCAGUUGCCGGGUCAGCCGCAGUACCCACAACAACAACCUCCGCAGGCUGGCUUCAACAUUGGACAGGGAGCUGCUCCACAAGCCGGACUUCCACAAUAUCAGGCGUAUCAACAGCAGCAGCCACAGCAGAGCGCCCAGCCGCCGGCGUACAGCGCUUACCAACAGGCGCCGCCACUUCCGGCCAAGAAUGGACCAUUGUAA
Molecule: messenger RNA, 1141 nt
Organism: Caenorhabditis sp. 36 PRJEB53466
Lineage: Eukaryota; Metazoa; Nematoda; Chromadorea; Rhabditida; Rhabditidae
Source: the annotation of a GenBank genome assembly